AUGUCCUCGGACUAUGAAUACUCGGAUGACGACGUGGACAACGUCUUUGACGACGACGAGCUAAUGGCGGAUGGCGACUCCGACGGCGACGAUGGCAUGGAGAUGGACGACUUCAAAGUGGUGCCCAAGGCCACACGCAAAGCUUAUGAGCUCGAGUAUGACUCGCUCUCCCAGCCGGCAGUGGAGAAGCUCAUGGAGAAGGACGUCGAAUACAUCCGCGGCAUUCUUGGGGUUGACGACAACACCGCGAGCUUGUUGCUGAGGCACAUGGGCUGGAACAAGGAGCGCCUUAUCGAGAAGUACAUGGACAACGCCAACAAAACCCUUGUUGCUGCAGGUGUCAUACGCCCCGAACCCGAGGCUGUAAAGCCCAGUAAACGACCCAUCACGCGCCGCGCAACGAAACAACGUUCCCCAUCGCCGCCGAAGUCAAGCGGGUCAUUUACCUGCUCUAUUUGUUUUGACGACGCUCCCGGCCUUACUCCCCUCUCCCUCGAAUGCGGACAUGCUGCCUGUAGCGGCUGCUGGGAAGCAUAUAUCACCUCCAAGAUCCGAGACGAGGCAGAGCAUGUUUGUCGGUGUAUGGCGGAGGGUUGUGGGCUUGUGGCUCCCGACUCGUUCAUUCGGGGGGCUAUAGACGAGGACGGCUUCAUUCGCUUCCAGGAGCUCCUUGUCCGGCAUUUCGUGGGCUGCAACAAGAACCUCAAAUUCUGCCCCUACCCUUCAUGCACCAAUACUGUGUCCUGUCCGUCAGGCGCGUCAAAGUCGUCCCUCACGACCGUUGUCCCGAUCGUUUCGUGUGGCGCCAGGGGGCUGGCCAGCGACGGAGCACCGUUGUCGCAGAGCCAAGAGCUUGUCAAACGGGCGACAGGCAAGGAGCACAAGUUUUGCUUUGGUUGUGUUAUCGACAGCGACCAUCGCCCAGUCGUUUGUGCAGUAGCAACACUGUGGCUGAAGAAGUGCCGCGAUGACAGCGAGACGGCGAAUUGGAUCAAGAGCAACACGAAGGAAUGCCCCAAAUGUGUGAGCACGAUAGAGAAGAACGGAGGGUGCAACCACAUGACAUGCAAGAAGUGCAAACACGAGUUUUGCUGGGUGUGUAUGGGCCCAUGGUCUGAGCACGGAACUGCGUGGUACUCUUGCAACCGGUACGACGAAGAGGCCGGCGUCAAUGCGCGCGAUGCGCAAAGCAAGAGCCGCGCUAGCCUUGAACGCUACCUUCACUACUACAACCGGUGGGCCAACCACGAGCAGAGCGCUAAGCUCGCGCAGGACCUAUUCGCCAAGACGGAGAAAAAGAUGGAGGAGAUGCAGAUCACGUCGACAUUGACGUGGAUCGAGGUGCAGUUCAUGAAGAAGGCCGCGGAGGAGCUGGACAAGUGCCGCGUGACGCUUAAAUGGACGUAUGCAAUGGCGUACUACCUCGCGAAGGGGAACCAGAAGGAGCUGUUUGAGGACAACCAACGCGAUCUCGAGCGUGCCGUAGAGGACCUGAGCGAGCUGCUCGAGUCGCCAAUCGAACCGGAAAAUAUUCCGGCACUAAGGCAGAAGGUCACGGACAAGACGGUCUAUGUCCAGAAGCGGAAUGACAUCGUGCUCGAAGAUACGGCUGAGGGCUUCGUCGAGGGCCGCUGGGCGUGGAAUGUCUCUGUAGAUGGAUUUGAGGCGCCAGCGGCGGAGCCGGAUACUGCGCUUUGA
Mycena indigotica is the source of this 1698-nucleotide messenger RNA. Its product is annotated as RBR-type E3 ubiquitin transferase. Lineage: Eukaryota; Fungi; Basidiomycota; Agaricomycetes; Agaricales; Mycenaceae. The record is from RefSeq and is a predicted model, not a curated record. The transcript is spliced from 5 exons. Gene Ontology annotation, molecular function: ubiquitin protein ligase activity; zinc ion binding; ubiquitin conjugating enzyme binding. Gene Ontology annotation, biological process: positive regulation of proteasomal ubiquitin-dependent protein catabolic process; ubiquitin-dependent protein catabolic process; protein polyubiquitination. The coding region runs from base 1 to 1698 and encodes 565 amino acids. Gene Ontology annotation, cellular component: ubiquitin ligase complex; cytoplasm.